This is a messenger RNA of Colletotrichum higginsianum IMI 349063, 708 nucleotides long. Its product is annotated as Synaptobrevin. Gene Ontology annotation, biological process: vesicle-mediated transport. NCBI's taxonomy places the organism in Eukaryota, Fungi, Ascomycota, Sordariomycetes, Glomerellales, Glomerellaceae. Gene Ontology annotation, cellular component: membrane. The transcript has 2 exons. Bases 1 to 708 code for a protein of 235 amino acids. The record is from RefSeq and is a predicted model, not a curated record.
AUGGCUUCCUCAUCGACGCCCAUCACCCCCUUGCUCUACUCGUGCAUAGCACACAACAAUACAAUCCUCAGCGAAUGCACGACAUCGGCCUCGUCGCAGACCUCCUCCCUCGCCUCCCUCAUCCUACCCAAGAUCGAUCACAGCAGCCCUCAGAAGCUGACCUACACCCACGGCUCGCACCAUAUUCAUUACAUCGCCGAGGCGCCCUCAGACCAUCCAGACCACCCGUCCGCCGGCGGUCUCACCUUCCUCGUCAUCGCCGACGCCUCGUUGGGCCGCCGCAUCCCCUUCGGCUUCCUCUUCGAGAUCCGCCGCCGCUUCCUCGAGCAGUUCCCAGCCGAGUCAACCGACUACGCCGAGCUGCCAAAUUAUGGCGUUGCCAGUUAUAACGGCCAGCUCAAGAAGUUCAUGGUCGACUACGGCACCACAAGCGGCGGCAAGGACGACGCCAUCUCCAAUGUCCAACGCGAGAUUGACGAUGUCCGCGGCAUCAUGACGCGCAACAUCGAGGGCCUGCUCGAGAGGGGCGAGCGCAUCGACCUGCUUGUCGAUAAGACGGACCGUCUCGGUGGCAGCGCCCGCGAAUUCCGCGUCCGCAGCCGCGGCCUGAAGCGCAAGAUGUGGUGGAAGAACGUCAAGCUCAUGGCGCUGCUGACGCUUGUCGUCGUGCUGAUUGUCCUUGCGAUUGUAAUUGCGGUGAAAAACUGA